AUGGAUGAGCCGCAACAUCAAGCCGCUUCGGCGUCGAAACAAGACGAAGAUGUUCCCUUUCUCCUAUCAAAAGAUGAGCAGCGCGUUCUGGCUCUCUAUGAUGAACUCCGCGACCUCGAGGUGAAAGUUGCCCUCAUGAAGGCGCAACAAAGUUACUCCCCAGACUCAUCAACACUAAAUAACGAAAACAAUGUGCGAAAAGCACAGGAGGACGCUGCCAAGGCACGCGCCAGAUGGCUACUGAGAAACGACAUCACAGAUAGUGUCAUGACCGCGAAUCCUAUCCUUAAAGCCGUGCACGGCAGUACCCAAGCUACGCCCGUAGAAGUGGAUCUUAUACCUUACGUCAAUUCUCGCGAUACCACGUCUGUCGCCCUCGCGCAAGUGUCGGCCGACAUCCGCACUACUCUCGACGAACUCACCCACGUCGAGGCUGAGAGUCUUCGCGUUGGCAGGCGAAACGUCGAGCUCACAGCUGAAAUUCUUCGCCUGGCCAAGGAAGCCGAGAAGAGGAAGACUGGCGAGACUGACAACCCUGCCACCCAAGCUGAAAUGACGAAGCUAAAAGCCGAGGUAAAGGCCAGUAGACAACGUUGGAAGGUCAUGAAAGGCACGGCGAGCGCCAUGGUUGCCGGCAGCGGUGUUGAUUGGGCAAGGGACGAAGUACUGAGGGAUAUUGUGCUAGACCCCGAGGAGGACUGA
This is a messenger RNA of Colletotrichum truncatum, 702 nucleotides long. RefSeq lists its product as uncharacterized. Gene Ontology annotation, cellular component: kinetochore; nucleus. NCBI's taxonomy places the organism in Eukaryota, Fungi, Ascomycota, Sordariomycetes, Glomerellales, Glomerellaceae. Gene Ontology annotation, biological process: kinetochore assembly; mitotic spindle organization; chromosome segregation. The record is from RefSeq and is a predicted model, not a curated record. Gene Ontology annotation, molecular function: kinetochore binding.